Messenger RNA from Symbiodinium sp. CCMP2456, 3330 nucleotides. The record is from the annotation of a GenBank genome assembly. Lineage: Eukaryota; Dinophyceae; Suessiales; Symbiodiniaceae.
AUGACUUUCAGGAUCACUAGAAGUCCUGAGAACCUUGAAAUCCCUGAAGACAAGGAGCCCCGAAUCCCCUUGCCGGCGACUCCCGGUGAAAAGGUCACUGCAGAGCAGAAGUCUCUUGCAGAUGCUGUGGAGGAGGGGCACAGUCGUGGGUUGGAGAAUCGAGAAGAGUCAUUGAGCAGUUUCGGUUUCCGGGCUGUGGAGGAGCUGUUUGAUGACGGCGAGUCCACAACCACAACCGGCUCCGACAGCAUAGAGGAAUUGGAGAAAACCGAGGAACUGAGUGGAAGUGACCGAGACAAGAUCGCGGCAAACGUGCAUGAACAGAUGGAAGACAAGGCUCGGGAGGGUCGCGGCUGGCUCCGAUGGGACCAGGUGGAUGGCGCGAACAGCAGCAAUGCCACCCAGUUUGACCUCCUCUGGUCGCACGAGCACAAGGAGUGUUUGGAGCCUGAGAACAUCUGGACCCCGCUGUCUAUGCCCGACCAGAGCAGGACUGAUGAGCCCGACCACAUUAGCUGCAGGGCGCGCUGCCUGGCCGUCCGGGGCUGUGCACACUGGUCGUACUACCUUGGAGCUGGCAGCUGCUACCUGCAGAAUUCGUCAGCGACGAAGGAAUCUGGCAAGGGUGCUGUGUCCGGGAUCCCCGGAUGCCGUGACAAGGACCCGAGUAUUCACCUGGGCAUGAAUGCUCCUAGGCUCGAGAGUGCAGGCCGGUGGCCAGGCCUGGGAGCUAGGAGAACUCUUCUCAUCUGGUGUUUCUGCCUGGCACCAUCGCUGGCGCCGCAUCGUGCCCUGCCGAGGACAUGCGUGCCAAUGGUGAAGUCGCACGAGGCCAAAUUCGAUGCUUACCUGAAGCAGCUGCCGAUGAUGCGGCACGGGGCCCAGUUGGGCGCAACAUUAUUGCUACCACAAGUACUGUUUCUAACACUCCAGUUGGCCAUUUCCACUUCUAACGAACUGAUGCAGAGGAUGGGAGUGCCGACAGCGGACUCUUGGGUGAGCUUCAUUCCCUUUGACCUUCCCGGGGACCUCGACCAUCCAGGUGACAUUGCGAAGGACAAGGAGGUCAAAUGCGAGACGCUGUACGAUCACAGCGAUUCGCCUCACAUCUGCAAGCACAGCUCUCAGGUGCGUGUCCGAUGUCCGAAACUGUGCGGCGAGUGCGGCAUCGAGAAAGAUGCAGGAGAUUGCGCGGAUCUUCAGGCAGACGAGCAUCCGCUCUUCCUGCUGGACAACCAUACACUGGGCUGUGCAUCUGUGGGGUACGCCUGCAACCACGAUGAAGAAGUCACCCACAAGUGCAAGUACACGUGUGGAAAGUCCGGACAUGGCGAGAAGAAUGGGAUGCCUGUCUCGAGGCCGGAGGUGGAUCAUCUCGCCAAGAUCUUGACCCAUGCCCUCCAUUUGAUGAGCACUGCGCUCGGGCUCAACAGGCACAAGGGGCAACAGGAAGCGGGGCAGACGUGCAGCUGCAGCAUCGGGCCGUGGGGAUAUCUUGUCAUGGCGCACCUGGGAUUCCUGGCUGGCCGAUGCUCGCCGGUUCUUGCCCUUUUGGAGUCCUUGGACAAUUCUGUCAAUCGGUGGGCCAUAGCGAUCGUGACGUGUCUCAGCUCUCUUUCACCCGAUGUGCGGGAGUUCGUCCUAUGCUUUCGUGAAAUCCCGUUGUCGCUUCCCGUCGACCAGGUGUUGCGCAUGCUUGAGGCGUCGCAGCUGGUUCUGGCCAAAGCAGGGAUGACGAUAGUGGAUGAUGUGCACGGAGAGUUUCGUAUGGUGCAGAUCGACCCGAGUUCGGUUGGUUUUGCAGCACCGUUUACUAACCCUGAUGGCAAGCCACAGAUCUACAAUCUGGCAUUUGGAGAUGUGCACCUCUUCCCUGGAUUCCUCGGGGAGCCUUUCAAGCAGUUGGAUUCUGCAGCGGUCCAGAAGGGUGAAGUGCUUUAUGGGCUGGUGGAGGUGCAGGCAAGGCCAUGUGAGGAACUUUGGAGGGCAUACAACGGUUUGCCGCGCAGCGGUGCCGAUCUCAGGGCAGAGGCUCACGCGCUCUUCGACCACCGCCAGGCUGUGCUCGGCUGGGGACAGACGUCCGGUCGCUUGGCCAACCCGACCGACGAUUUGACCGUCCGAGCCCUGAUUCAUGGCGCACCAGAACGAAUUCGGACCGAUGGCAUGCAUAUUCUAGAGAACUUGGAGGAUCUGGUAAGGCAAGUCUACGCCGAUCAAACACAAGCAUCAGGAGGGGAGCCGGCAGCCGAAAGCUUGCGAUCGGCAUUGCAUGCUGCGCUGAAGAUCAAGAAGCACCAGCUGCUGCUAGAGUGGCAUCCUGACAAGAGACGGCAGCCUGAGGAAGCAAAGUUGAUGACACAGCUGCUCAUCCCACUCUUCAAUCGCCCUCCGCAGACUUUGCAAUGCCCGUGGCUGGACUGGCAGAGUAGAGAUUUUGUGGACGCGCCGGAGUGCACAGUUGCAGACAGCCUGCAGAAUUGCGUUCGUGUGCGUUUCGUUCGAUAUGGUUUUCUGAUGAUGUUGUACACCGUGGAGCUCCUGGGGCAGCUGAAGCUGCUCUUGUUCUCAGGCUCAGCAGCAGUUCUUUCUGGCACCGGAGGUGGUGCCGACUUCGUCAAGGAGCAGCUCCUCGUAAGGGAAACCUUGGAGCUCGCAUGCUUUUUGUCAAUUCGCCUGCGAGAUCUUGCCGGUUUCGAGCGGCAUGUGUCGCAGCUGAAGAUGUUCUAUGACAGACAGCAGGAGCUCCCGCCGUCUGAGCAGAAGUAUCCAAUUUUGGGCCUGUCCCUGCUGCACCUUCUGGCCUCGGACCGCCUCGGCGAGUUCCACACCGAGUUAGAGCUCAUCCCGGUGGACGAGGCAGAAAACAUGUAUAUCAAGCAACCAGUCCAGCUGGAGCGCUACUUGAUGGAAGGUAACUACGCUAAGGUGCUGGAAGCACAGAAGGACGUGCCGAAGAUGUACUAUGCCUUUUUCAUGGAGAGGCUGAUUGACACAGUCCGGCAAAAGGUGGGUGCGUCUCUGGAGCGUUCCUACGAGACUCUCCCUGCUCAGCAGGCGGCGCAGAUGCUCAUCCUAGCAGAUGUGCCUGCGUUGCAGGAAUUCGCAGUGAAAGAAAACGAGCGCAAGGCCCGAGAGGAGUCGGACGAUCCGAUGGGCGACCUGACUCCCUCCCUGACGCGAAGGGCGCCAGUGGGGCUCGUGAAGUGGGAGGUGAGAGAUGGCCGCCUCCACUUUAUCCGGUCCGAGCAGAAAAGGCUGGAGCUGCCAGCAGUGGACCUCAUGGUCAACACCAUCGGUUAUGCCACCGACCUUGAACGCAUUGUGUGA